CAAAACACUGCCCCCUCUCUCACACCCGGCGUUACGUUAUUUAUGAAUAAUUAGGACUUUAUUAGUAAACAAAUUGAUCACUCGUUUUGUCAUUCAAUCAAUUAAUGAGAAAAUGCUUUUAAUCUGCAUUUAAACUGACGUUUGGAUCAGUCUUUGGUGACAAUCACACGCUUACAUACGGCCAGUGUCUGUGAGAAGUGAUGCCAGUGAUGAGCGCCGACUACCGCACCACCGAUGACGGCCUCAACGGCAGCGAUGUCUCCGUAGCCGAAGUGUUGGAGCCGUCGGAACGGAUCCGACGGUUGGUUCAGACGGCGGGUGCGGUUGGGAUGGAGAACUCGGUGCCCAUCAAGAGGUACUGGAGGUCCGGCAAAGAACUCAUUAGAAUGGCUCACAUCUAUCGCGAGGAACAGACGCUCGAGAAGGCGUUCAUACUCUACAUGAAGUACAUUACUCUGUUUGUGGAGAAGAUUCCUCAGCACUCGGAGUAUAAGACAUGCGAACCACAGGAGAAGGCGUUAACCAAAAACAACUGCAAACAAGUGUUUCCGAUCGCAGAGGAGUUGAAGAGUAAAUUGAUGGUCAAAUACCAGAAGGAAUUUGACGAUUAUCUACAACAAAAGAAGAGAAGACAAUUAGAAGAGGCGAAGAGAAGUGAAGAACAGAGACAACAGUUUCAGCGACGGCAAGAAGAGGAGAAGGAGAAGCAGUUAAUAGAAUUGCAGCUAAAGUUAGACAAACAGAUCAAAGAGAAGAAGGAAAUCAAAGAGCCGACAAUCGCGACGCCAAAUGUUGUGUUACCACAGCCUCUGUCGACCACAUCUGUCGACAUUAGUUUCGGGACUCACUAUCCGAGUGACAGCACUGCGACGGCUGUCACUCCAGCUAUCGAUCGGACGACUAAACCUUCGGCUUUCAGUUACAAUGACUUCGCGAUGGAUUCGUUCACUCGAGUGGUAAUCCCUCAACGAUUGAUACAAAAGUUUUUAGUGUCGGCGCAAAGCAAUACCAAUAGAAAUGUGGAGACGUGUGCUAUUCUGGGCGCACAGUUGGCCAACAAUGUGUUUACGAUAACACACGUAAUAGUGACCAAACAGUCGGGAACCGCCGACUCGUGUCAGAUGGUCAAUGAGGAGGAGAUCAUUCCGAUUCAGGACACGCAUCGCUUUAUGGUCGUCGGUUGGAUCCAUACGCACCCCACACAGAACGCCUUCAUGUCGUCCAUCGAUCUGCACACCCAUUGGCCGUAUCAGCAGUUAUUGUCCGAAUCCAUUGCCAUCGUAUGCGCGCCGAAGUUUCAAGAGGUGGGCGUCUACUCACUGACCGAACCUCACGGCAUGCAACUCAUCACCAGUUGUAAGCUAAGCGGCCAUCACUUGCAUCCCGAGAACCCACCCAUAUAUGAGCGCUCGUCUCACAUACUUUUCAAUGAGACCAUCGAUGUAUCGCUCAUUGAUUUGAGAUAAUAUGUUAUUUGCAUUUCACGGUUACGUCACUGCAAACUAAUUGUCUAUAAUUAUUAUUUCUCUAAUGAAAUGCAUAAAUAAUAUUGAUUAUUAUUAUUACCGUA
Messenger RNA from Medioppia subpectinata, 1570 nucleotides. Lineage: Eukaryota; Metazoa; Arthropoda; Arachnida; Sarcoptiformes; Oppiidae. The record is from the annotation of a GenBank genome assembly.